This is a messenger RNA of Trichoderma breve, 708 nucleotides long. Its product is annotated as zinc knuckle domain-containing protein. The coding region runs from base 1 to 708 and encodes 235 amino acids. Lineage: Eukaryota; Fungi; Ascomycota; Sordariomycetes; Hypocreales; Hypocreaceae. The transcript has 4 exons. The record is from RefSeq and is a predicted model, not a curated record.
AUGCUUGAAACGAGAUAUGUACCAGCAACCUAUUUUUUGAUGAAGCUAUGUGAACUAACAUGCUUAGCACGGCAUUAUUCAUAUGAGUGCAAGUCGUCCACGCAGGAACGGCCAUAUGUCUCUCGGCCUUCACGCUCUCAGCAGCUUCGCAAUCCCAAACUCGUCCCUAAGCUGACAAGUGAUACUCCAAAUCCCUUGGAGAAAAAGAAGGGUGUUGCAGAUGAAGAGCUUGCCAAGAUAGAGGCUGAGCGGGAAAGGAAGCGAGAGCUUGAGGAGCGCGAGGAUGAGCUGCUAGAUGCAGAGACUCUCGCUCUCCGCCGCCCAGGCGAAGAACUAGCCGAAGCCCGUCACCUCCGCGACGAGAGCGGCGUUCAGUAUCACGCGAUAGCCCAUCUCCUUCGCGUGAGGAUCUCCCGCGAGGAGAUAGAGGUCGCCGGGGACAGCCCACUCAUGGCCGGGAAGACGAUGUUUCACCCCCUCGGCAGCGCCAGCGUGACCAGGAGCCCGGGCGACGCCACGGCAGGCGGCGAAGCUGGUCAGAUUCACGAUCGAGAUCACCACAGCCAGAUGAUCGGCCGUAUCGAAGGCGAGAUGAAGACGGCCCCCAACGUGGCGGCCGUCGCGGCGGGCGUGGUGGAGGGCAAGGAAGAGCACCGCCCAGAGAGGCACCCCGAGAGCGAAGUCUCAGCCCCUUUAGCAAGCGAUUAG